GGCACAGCAUCGCGUUUCUGCCGGCAGUCAGUGGUGGCUUCCAGAGUCUGAGCAGGCUCCUUCACAGCCAUGGCUGAGGGCGGAGAAGGGGAAGAUGAGAUCCAGUUCCUGAGAACUGAUGAUGAGGUGGUGCUCCAGAGUGUGGCCACCAUCCAGAAGGAGCACCGCAAGUUCUGCCUGGCCGCUGAGGGACUCGGAAACCGUCUAUGUUUCCUGGAAUCCACAUCGGAAGCUAAGUAUGUCCCUCCAGACAUGUGCAUUUGUAACUUUGUGUUGGAGCAGUCCCUGUCAGUGCGGGCCCUGCAGGAGAUGCUGGCUAACACUGGGCAGAACAGCGAAGGGAGCGCUGACCAUGAAAAAUGGGCGGGUCAGGGGGGUGGACACCGGACCCUGCUUUACGGUCAUGCCAUCCUCCUACGCCACUCCUUCAGUGGCAUGUACUUGACCUGUUUGAAGACAUCAAGAUCUCUGACAGACAAGCUGUCAUUCGAUGUCGGACUACAAGAAGAUUCAAUAGGAGAAGCCUGCUGGUGGACCAUCCACCCUGCGUCCAAGCAGAGAUCCGAGGGAGAGAAAGUCCGCAUCGGAGAUGACCUGAUUCUUGUCAGCGUGUCAACAGAGAGAUACUUGCACCUCUCCAUCUCCAAUGGAAACAUCCAGGUGGAUGCCUCCUUCAUGCAAACUCUGUGGAAUGUCCAGCCUACCUGCUCUUCAAGCAACAUGGCUGUAGGAUAUUUGAUUGGUGGACAUGUGAUUCGUCUUUGUCACGGGCAUGAUGAGAGCUUGACCAUCCCUGGAGCAGACAAGAGUGAGGAGGAGCAGAGGAUAGUCAACUAUGAGGCGGGUAAGGGAGGGUCUAAGGCCCGCUCGCUGUGGAGACUGGAGCCUCUCAGGAUCAGCUGGAGCGGUAGCCACAUCCGGUGGGGCCAGGCCUUCAGACUCCGUCACCUCUCCACUGGCCAUUAUCUGGCCCUGACCGAGGACCGUGGACUGGUCCUGCAGGACAGGGAGAAGUCCGACACCACGGCCACCGCCUUCUGCUUCAGGGCCUCCAAGGAAAAGGGUGACUCGGGCCCAAAGAGAGACAUCGAUGGCAUGGGAGUGCCAGAGAUCAAGUAUGGAGACUCUGUCUGCUACAUCAUGCAUGUGGCGACAGGACUGUGGCUGUCUUACCAGGCACCUGAUGCCAAAUCGUCUCGCCUGGGGCCCCUGAAAAGAAGGGCCUGCCUACAUUCUGAGGGCCACACGGACGACGGGCUGACCCUGCAGCGCUGUCAGCAUGAGGAGUCUCGGGCCGCACGCAUCAUCCGCAACACCACGUUGCUCUUCACCAACUUCAUCAAGGCUUUGGACAGCACUGCAGAGGGUGAGUCCACAGCGGUGGCUGGGUACGUUGAAGAGGUGCUGCAAACACUGAACGAUCUGAUUGAGUACUUCAAGCAGCCGGACUCCGAGUUGGAGCACGAGGAGAAACAGUGUCUUCUCCGUUCACUCAUCAAACGUCAAGACCUCUUCAAAGAGGAGGGGAUGCUGACCCUCUUGUCCAAAUGCAUUGACCGAAUGAACCUGUACAACAGUGCUGCCCACUUUGGAGAGAUGGCUGGGGAGGAGGCAGGCGCUGCCUGGAAGGACAUUCUCAACCUCCUCUAUGAGCUCCUGGCCUCACUGAUUCGUGGGAACAGGAACAACUGCACCCAGUUCUCCCGCAACUUGGACUGGUUGAUCAGCAAACUGGAGAGACUGGAAUCUUCAUCAGGAAUCCUGGAAGUCCUCCACUGUAUCUUGGUAGAAAGCCCAGAGGCUCUGAACAUCAUCCAGAGAGGGCACAUUAAAUCCAUCAUCUCUUUGCUCUACAAGCAUGGACGCAACCACAAGAUUCUUGAUGUGCUGUGUUCCCUCUGCGUUUGUAAUGGGGUGGCAGUGAGAGCCAAUCAAAAUCUGAUCUGUGACAACCUUCUUCCCAAAAGGGACCUGCUGCUUCAGACUCGACUGGUCAAUGAUGUUCACAGUAUGAGACCAAACAUCUUCCUGGGCAUUGCUGAAGGGUCGGCUCAGUACAAGAAGUGGUAUUUUGAGCUGGUGAUCGACCAGGUGGACCACUUUGUCACCGGAGAGCCGACCCACCUGAGGGUGGGCUGGGCCAACACUAAAGGCUACGCUCCGUACCCUGGUGGGGGAGAGGGAUGGGGAGGCAACGGUGUUGGGGAUGACCUGUACUCCUACAGUUUUGAUGGACUUCACCUCUGGUCAGGCCGAAUCCCAAGGGCCGUGGCCUCCAUUAACCAGCACCUGCUGAACUCAGACGAUGUGGUCAGCUGCUGUCUGGAUUUGGGUGCGCCCAGCAUGUCCUUCAGGAUCAACGGGCAGCCUGUCCAGGGCAUGUUCGAGGACUUCAAUAUAGACGGGUUCUUCUUCCCCGUUGUCAGCUUCUCUGCAGGUGUCAAGGUCCGUUUCCUGUUGGGUGGACGCCAUGGAGAUUUCAAGUUCCUGCCGCCCGCUGGUUACUCUCCAUGCUAUGAGGCUCUGUUGCCCAAAGAGAAGAUGCACGUAGAACCUGUGAAGGAGUACAAGCGAGACCAUGACGGGGUCCGUGACCUGCUGGGAACCACUCAGUUCCUCUCUCAGGCUUCCUUCAUCCCCACCCCUGUUGACACCACCCAGAUUGUUCUUCCCCCUCACCUGGACAACGUCCGGGACAAGCUGGCAGAAAACAUCCACGAACUGUGGGGGAUGAACAAGAUUGAACUGGGCUGGACCUAUGGCAAGGUUCGUGAUGACAACAAGAGGCAGCACCCUUGCCUUGUGGAUUUCGCCAAGCUGCCUGAAACUGAAAGGAACUACAACCUGCAGAUGUCCAGUGAAACACUUAAGACCCUGUUGGCACUGGGAUGCCACGUUGCCCAGGUCAAUGUUCACGCUGAGGACGAUCUGAAGAAAAUCAAACUACCCAAAGACUAUAUGAUGUCUAAUGGAUAUAAGCCUGCGCCACUGGACCUCUCUGAUGUGAAACUGACUGCUGGUCAGGAGGUUCUAGUUGAUAAACUGGCCGAGAAUGCACACAAUGUGUGGGCCAAAGACAGAAUUAAACAAGGAUGGACCUAUGGCAUCCAGCAGGAUUUGAAGAGCAGGCGUAAUCCUCGCCUGGUGCCAUAUGCUUUACUUGACGAACGCACUAAGAAGUCUAACAGAGACAGUCUGAGAGAGGCCAUCAGGACCAUGGUUGGAUAUGGAUAUGACAUUGACCCCCCAGACCAGGAGGCUGUCCACGUGGUGGAAGAUCAGAGCAUCGAGACCAUUCGCUUCUUCCGUGUGGAGCAGACCUACGCCGUGAAAACUGGGAAGUGGUACUUUGAAUUUGAAGCCCUGACCGGAGGUGACAUGAGAGUCGGCUGGGCCAGACCAGGCUGCAGACCCGAUGUGGAGCUGGGGGCGGACGACCAAGCCUUCGUUUUCGAUGGUUUCAGGGGUCGACGUAUGCAUGCAGGCAGCCGCUACUUUGGACAUCCUUGGAAAAAGGGCGACGUGGUCGGCUGCAUGAUCAACAUGGAGGACAAAUCCAUGAUUUUCACCCUGAACGGAGAGCUCCUGAUCACCAACAAGGGCUCUGAGCUUUGCUUUGCUGACUUUGAGACAGAGGACGGUUUCAUCCCCGUGUGCAGUCUGGGGAUGUCUCAGAUUGGCCAUAUGAACCUGGGCAAGGACGCCAACACUUUUAAGUAUUACACCAUGUGUGGUCUCCAGGAAGGCUUUGAGCCUUUUGCUGUCAACAUGAAAAGAGACGUCACCAUGUGGUUCAGCAAGCGCCUGCCCACCUUUGUCAACAUACCUGAGGACCACACACAUAUUGAGGUGACAAGGAUUGAUGGAACGGUGGAUAGCCCUCCGUGCCUCAAGGUCACCCACAAGACAUUUGGCACCCAGAACAGCAACAGCGACAUGGUCUACUGUAGACUGAGCAUGCCUGUGGAGUUCUACUCUGCAGACAAGUUACUGGACGAAUCACUGAAACUCAGCCAUCCUCCAAAAGAAGAUGGAACUAUUGACUAUGGAAGCAUCACAACUUACUACCACUCAGUGAGGGUGUUUGCUGGACAGGACCCUGCCUCAGUGUGGGUGGGCUGGGUCACACCAGACUACCACUACUACAGCAAGAACUUCAGCCUCAACAAGACCCGAACAGUCACCGUCACCCUGGGAGAUGAGAGGGGCCGAGUCCACGAGAGCAUCCAGAGGAGUAACUGCUACAUGGUGUGUGGAGCAGAUGCUGUCGGCCCAUCUUCCUCCAGCCGCGCCAACUCUGACCUGGAGAUCGGCUGUCUGAUCGACCUGGCCACUGGCCUCGUUUCCUUCACUGCCAAUGGAAAGGAGCUGCCCACAACUUAUCAGGUGGAGCCAAAUACCAAGCUCUUCCCAGCUGUGUUUGCAUGCCCCACCAGUGCAAACCUCUUCCAGUUUGAGUUUGUCAAGAUCAAGGAUGCCAUGCCACUCUCAGCAGCCAUAUUUAAGAGCGAGCACAGGAACCCGGUACCGCAGUGCCCGCCACGGCUGGAUGUGCAGACCAUCGUGGCCGUGCUGUGGAGCCGGAUGCCAAACACCUUCCUCAAUGUGGAGACGGCUCGGGUCAGCGAGAGGCACGGCUGGGUGGUCCAGUGUCUGGAGCCGCUGCAGAUGAUGGCUGUUCAUAUACCUGAGGAGAACAGGUGUUUGGACAUCCUGGAGUUAUCUGAGCAUGAAGACCUGAGGAAGUUCCACUACCACACGCUGAAGCUGUACUGCGCCCUCUGUGCAUUGGGAAACAAUCGUGUAGCUCACGCCCUCUGCAGCCACUUGGACCAGUCACAGCUCCUCUACACCAUUGACAACCAGUACCUCUCUGGCAUGCUCAGAGAGGGCUUCUACAAUGUCCUUAUCAGCAUCCAUCUUGAGACGGCGAAGGAAGCUCGCCUAAUGAUGAACAACGAGUUCAUCAUCCCCGUGACGGAUGAGACGCGCUCCAUCAAGCUGUUCCCAGACGAGUCCAAGCGGCACUCACUUCCUGGCGUGGGCCUGAGCACCUCCCUCAAACCUCGGGUCAACUUCUCCCCCGUAGGCGCCAUCAGCACCAAACGGCACCAGCACAUCUAUAGCCCCCAGAUCCCUCUGGGCAUCCUGAAGGAGAAAGCCAUCAGCAUGCUCACCGAGGCUGUCCAAGGUGGAGGCACUCACAUCCGAGACCCAGUGGGUGGGAGCGUCGAGUACCAGUUUGUCCCCAUUCUGAAGCUGAUUGGAACGCUGUUAAUCAUGGGAGUCCUAACCAGUGAGGAAGUGAGGCUGAUUCUCCUCCUGAUUGACCCAAAUGUGUUUGGAGAGGCCAAGGAGGGUGAGGAAGUGAAGGGGGAUGAGGUUGCCAUGGUGGGGGAGAAGGAGGAGGUGAGCAAGAAUGAAGAGAAGGCCGUGGAGGCCGGAGAGGAGGAGACCAAGGAGAGUAAACCGCCAGCCAAAGGUCUGCUGGAGAAGUCACUGCCCGAGUCUGUCAAACACCAGAUGUGUGAGCUGCUGCACUACUUCUGUGACUGUGAGCUGAAGCACCGCAUCGAGGCCAUCGUCUCGUUCUCCGACAGCUUCGUGUCCAAGCUGCAGUACAACCAGAAGUUCCGCUACAAUGAGCUGAUGCAGGCGCUCAACAUGUCCGCCGCCGUCACUGCCAAGAAGACCAAAGAGUUUCGGUCCCCCCCGCAGGAGCAGAUCAACAUCCUGUUGAAUUUCAGUGCAGGGGAGGACUGCCCCUGUCCCGAGGAGAUCCAGGAUGAACUCAACGCCUUCCAUGAAGAAUUGCGACUGCACUGUGGAAUUCCAGCGGAAGAGGAAGAGGAAGAGCAGGACACUUCGAUUAAAGGUCGUCUCCUUGCUUUGCUCUACAAGAUCAAGGGUCCACCUCAGAAGACAGAGGAGGAACCCACAGAAACGGAACAGGCUGCUCCCACCAACCUGAAGGAGCUGAUCUCCCAGACCAUAACCAGCUGGGCCCAGGAGUCUCAUAUCCAGGACCCAGAGCUGGUCAGGGUGAUGUUCAGCCUGCUGAGGAGGCAGUACGAUGGCAUCGGGGAGCUGCUCCGGGCCAUGAAGAAAUCCUACACCAUCAGUGCCGCGUCCGUGCAGGAUGCUAUUAACCUACUGGCAUCUCUGGGUCAAAUCAGGUCUCUGCUGUCAGUGCGCAUGGGCAAAGAGGAGGAGAAACUCAUGAUUGAUGGACUCGGUGACAUCAUGAACAACAAGGUUUUCUACCAGCAUCCCAACCUGAUGAGAGUGCUGGGCAUGCACGAGACUGUCAUGGAGGUCAUGGUCAAUGUGCUGGGAGGAGACAAGUCCCAGGAGAUUGCCUUCCCCAAGAUGGUGGCCAGCUGUUGUCGUUUCUUGUGCUACUUCUGUCGUAUUAGUCGCCAGAACCAGAAAGCCAUGUUUGACCACCUGAGCUACCUGCUGGAGAAUAGCAGCGUUGGACUUGCCUCUGAAGCCAUGCGGGGCUCCACUCCGCUGGACGUCGCAGCCUCUUCAGUGAUGGACAACAACGGCCUGGCUCUGGCCCUGGAGGAGCCUGAUUUGGAGAAGGUGGUGACAUACCUGGCAGGUUGUGGUCUCCAGAGCUGCGCCAUGCUGGUUGCUAAGGGUUACCCAGACCUCGGCUGGAACCCCAUAGAGGGAGAGCGUUACCUGUCCUUCCUGCGGUUUGUCGUCUUCUGCAACGGUGAGAGUGUGGAGGAAAAUGCCAAUGUGGUGGUGAAGCUGCUGAUCAGACGCCCGGAGUGUUUCGGCCCCGCCCUGAGGGGAGAGGGAGGCCAGGGUCUGCUGGCUGCCAUGAAGGAGGCCAUCAAGAUCUCUGAGGAUCCUGCCCUGGACCUGCCGAAGACCCCCGAUGGAGUCACUUCUGGGUCUGGUGAGGAAGAAGGAGAAGUUAUCCACAUGGGCAACGCCAUCAUGUCCUUCUACUCCGCUCUGAUUGACCUGUUGGGACGCUGUGCUCCAGAGAUGCAUCUUAUCAAUGCGGGUAAAGGUGAGGCGCUGCGUAUCAGAGCCAUCCUGCGCUCUCUGGUUCCCACCACAGACCUGGUGGGCAUCAUCAGCAUCCCCCUCAAAAUGCCUGUGGUCAAUAAAGACGGCACAGUGACAGAGCCUGACAUGUCAGCCUGUUUCUGUCCGGACCACAAGGCCCCCAUGGUGCUCUUCCUGGACCGAGUGUAUGGCAUCGAGGAUCAGAGCUUCCUGCUCCAGAUGUUGGAGGUUGGCUUCCUGCCCGACCUCCGAGCCUCGGCGUCUCUGGAUACGGAGGUAUUGAGCACCACUGAGACGGCGUUGGCCAUGAACAGGUACAUCGGCUCAGCCCUGCUGCCCCUGCUGACCCGCUGUGCCGCUCUCUUUGCUAACACGGAGCACCACGCACAGCUGGUCGACUCGACCCUGCAGACCAUCUACCGGCUGUCCAAAGGCCGCUCGCUCACCAAAGCCCAAAGGGACGCCAUUGAGGAAUGUCUUCUGGCUAUCUGCAAGCAUCUGCGUCCCUCCAUGAUGCAGCAGCUGCUUAGACGGCUGGUGUUCGACGUUCCCAUGCUCAACGAAUACUGCAAGAUACCUCUCCGGCUGCUGACCAACCACUAUGAGCAGAACUGGAAGUACUACUGCCUGCCGUCUGGUAUGGGCAGCUUUGGCAUAGCCUCCGAGGAGGAGCUCCUCCUCACUAAGAAACUGUUCUGGGGAAUCUUCGACUCCCUUUCUCAAAAGAAGUAUGACGCUGAACUUUUCAAAAUGGCCAAGUCGUGUCUGUGUGCCAUCGCUGGAGCCCUGCCACCUGACUUUGUGGAUUCCAGUCUUGGGGCAACUCUGGAAAAACAGGCAUCAGUGGAUGCACAGGGCAACUUUGACCCCAAACCCAUCAACACUGCCAAUAUCUCCCUUCCUGAAAAACUUGAGUACAUUGCCAACAAAUAUGCAGAGCAUUCCCAUGACAAGUGGUCCUCAGAGAAGGUGUCAGCGGGCUGGAAACAUGGAGACAGUGUGGAUGAGCAGGCUAAAACCCAUCCGCUUCUGAAACCUUACAAAGCUCUGAGUGAGAAGGAGAGAGAAACAUACCGCUGGCCAGUGAGGGAGUCACUGAAGAGCAUGUUGGCAAUGGGUUGGAACAUUGAGAGGACCAAGGAGGGAGAAGCCAUGUUCCAGCAGCGAGAGAACGAAAAACAACGAAAGAUUUCAGAGUCUCAGGUUAAUGGAUUCAGUCCUGCUCCGAUGGACCUGCAUAAUGUCACUUUGUCUAGAGAGUUACAGGGCAUGGUGGAAGUGGUUGCAGAAAAUUACCACAACAUCUGGGCCAAGAAGAAGAAAACUGAACUCGUUAGCAAAGGAGGAGGGACCCACCCGCUGCUGGUUCCCUAUGACACCCUGACAGCUAAAGAGAAGUACAGAGACAGGGAGAAGGCCCAGGAGCUCUUCAAGUUUCUGCAGAUCAGUGGCUAUGCUAUCACAAGAGGUCUGAAGGACAUGGAGCAGGAGUCGUCAUCCAUGGAGAAGCGUUUUUCCUUCAAGUUCCUCAAGAGGCUCCUCAAAUACAUCGACUCUGCCCAGGAGUUUAUUGCUCACCUUGAGGCCAUGGCCACCAGUGGGAAGACGGACAAAUCACCUCAUGACCAGGAAAUUAAGUUCUUUGCCAAGGUGUUGCUUCCUCUGACAGAUCAGACUUUUAAGAACCACUGUCUCUACUUCCUGUCCACGCCCAGCAAGAACCUGAGCAGCUGCGGCUGUGCCUCCAACAAAGAGAAGGAGAUGGUGACCAGCCUGUUCUGUAAGCUAGCAGCUCUUGUCAGACACAGGAUUUCUCUCUUUGGGAGUGACUCAGCAAUGAUGGUGAGCUGUCUGCACAUCCUCACGCACUCCCUUGACACCAGAACGGUGAUGAAGUCUGGCGCGGAGCUGGUCAAAGCUGGGUUUAGGACCUUCUUUGAGAACGCGGCGGAGGACUUGGAGAAGCUGCUGGAGAUGCUGAAACUGGGGAAGUUCAUGCAGUCCCGUGCCCAGAUGAAGAGUGUCAGCCAGAGCAUCAACUAUGUGACCGUGGCCCUGCUGCCCAUCCUCACUGCCCUGUUUGACCAUAUAAGGACACAUGAUUUUGGAUUGGACCUUCUGUUGGAUGACGUGCAGCUGUCCUGCUACCGAAUCCUGAUGUGUUUCUACUCUCUGGGAACAGGAAAGAACGUCUUUGUGGAGAGGCAUCUUCCUGCACUGGGGGAGAGCCUGGCGACCUUGGUGGGGGCCAUGCCUGUGGCCUUCCUGGAGCCCCACCUAAAUGCCCACAAUCCACUCUCUGUCUUCAACACCAAGACCCCCAGAGAGAGAGCCAUUCUCAGUAUGCCGGACACGGUGGAGGAGAUGUGUCCAGAGAUGCCUCGUCUUGACAGACUCCUGAAAGAUGUCAAUGAUCUCUCGGAGUCUGGUGCUCGCUACAGUGACAUGCCACAGGUUAUUGAGGUGAUCUUCCCCAUGCUGUGUAACUAUCUCUCUUACUGGUGGGAGAAAGGCCCGGAGAACUCACCUCCAGGUGCCGAGUGCUGCACCAUGGUGACCUCUGAACACCUCAGCAUCAUCCUGGGAAAUAUCCUCAAGAUCCUCAACAACAACCUGGGCAUUGAUGACGCACCAUGGAUGAAGAGGAUUGCAGUCUACUCUCAGCCAAUCAUCUGCAAGGCUGGAGCAGAUCUGCUGAGAACCCACUUCCUGCCCACACUGGACAAACUAAAGAAGAAGACGGUGAAGGUUGUGGCUGAAGAGGAGCUGCUGAAAGCCGACAGCAAAGGUGACAACCAGGAGGCCGAGCUGCUGAUCCUGGAUGAGUUUGCUGUGCUUUGCAGGGACCUCUAUGCUUUCUACCCCAUGCUCAUCCGUUAUGUGGAUAACAACAGGUCUAGGUGGCUGAAGGAGCCUGAUGCUGACUCCACUGAGCUCUUCAGGAUGGUGGCUGAGAUCUUUAUCCUCUGGUGCAAGUCCCAUAACUUUAAGCGUGAGGAGCAAAACUUUGUGGUUCAGAAUGAGAUCAACAAUUUGGGCUUCCUGACUGGAGAGGGCCAGACAAAGAUGUCCAAGUCAGGUGGUGACCAGGAGAGGAAACACAAGCGUCGUCGUGGUGAAUACUACUCCAUCCAGACCUCUCUGAUUGUCGCUGCCUUGAAGAAGAUGCUGCCCAUCGGCCUCAACAUGUGCACCCCAGGUGACCAGGAGCUCAUCUCUUUGGCCAAGAUACGCUACAGCCUGAAAGACACAGAUGAUGAGGUGAAGGAGCACCUGCGUCAGAAUCUCCAUCUCCAGGACAAGUCUGAUGACCCAGCGGUCCAGUGGCAGCUGGACCUGUACAAGGAUGUGGUGGUGAAGAGUGAAGAGCCUGCAGACCCAGAACACACAGUAGACCGAGUCCAGAGCAUCUCUGCUGCAGUUUUCCACCUGGAGCAGGUGGAGCAGCCUCUGAGGAAUAAGAAGUGUGUGUGGCAGAAGCUGCUGUCCAAACAGCGCAAGCGUGCUGUGGUGGCUUGUUUCCGUAUGGCUCCACUCUACAAUCUACCCAGGCAUCGCGCUAUCAACUUCUUCAUCCCGGCCUAUCAGAGACUUUGGAUAGAGGCAGAGGAGUACUCCUUUGAGGAGAAGCUAGUUCAGGAUCUGGCAAAAACCCCCAUGAAGGUUGUGGAGGAGGAGGAAGAGGAGGUGGCUGAGAUCCAGCCCGACCCUCUCCAUCAGCUCAUCCUCCACUUCAGCCACAACGCUCUGACAGAGAGAAGUCACUUGGAAGAAGAUCCUUUGUAUAUUGCGUAUGCAGACAUGAUGGCAAAGAGCUGUGCAGAGGACGAGGAGGAAGAAGAGGAGGAAGGGAAAGAAAAGACAUUUGAGGAAAAGGAGAUGGAAAAGCAGAAGAUCCUGUAUCAGCAGGCGAGGCUGCACGCCCGUGGGGCUGCAGAGAUGGUGCUGCAGAUGAUCAGCGCCAGUAAAGGUCGUCUAGGCCCCAUGGUGACCUGCACCCUCAAACUGGGAAUCUCCAUCCUAAAUGGAGGCAACGUGCAAGUUCAGCAGAAAAUGCUCGAUUACCUGAAAGAGAAAAGGGACGCAGGGUUUUUCAAGAGUCUCUCAGGACUGAUGCAGUCUUGCAGUGUCCUGGACUUGAAUGCAUUUGAGAGGCAGAACAAAGCAGAAGGUCUUGGCAUGGUGACAGAGGAAGGUUCAAUCCACACUCAGCGGGGCUCCAAGGUGCUACAGAAUGAUGAGUUUACUAAAGAUCUGUUCCGGUUUUUGCAACUUCUGUGUGAGGGGCACAAUGGAGAUUUCCAGAACUUCCUGAGAACCCAGACUGGAAACACAACCACAGUCAACAUCAUUAUCAGCACAGUUGACUAUCUGCUCCGUCUUCAGGAAUCUAUCAGCGACUUCUACUGGUACUACUCUGGCAAAGAUGUCAUUGAUGAGACUGGAAAAGUCAACUUCUCCAAAGCUUUAUCUGUAGCCAAGCAGAUUUUCAACUCACUGACUGAGUACAUUCAGGGUCCGUGUAUUGGGAACCAGCAGAGUCUCGCUCACAGCAGACUGUGGGAUGCAGUCGUGGGCUUCUUGCAUGUAUUUGCCAACAUGCAAAUGAAGCUAUCUCAGGAUGCCAGUCAGAUUGAGCUGUUGAAGGAGCUGAUGGAUUUACAGAAGGACAUGGUUGUCAUGUUGCUGUCUCUGCUUGAGGGUAAUGUGGUGAAUGGAACAAUUGGAAAGCAGAUGGUCGACACUCUGGUGGAGUCUUCUAACAAUGUGGAGAUGAUCCUCAAGUUCUUCGACAUGUUCCUCAAAUUGAAGGAUCUGACGACCUCUGACAACUUCAGGGAGUACGACCCCGAGUGUAAAGGCAUUAUUUCAAAGAAGGAGUUCCAGAAGUCCAUGGAGAGUCAGAAGCAGUACACCCAGUCUGAGAUUGAUUUCCUGCUCUCGUGUGCAGAGGCGGAUGAGAACGACAUGUUUAAUUACAAGGAGUUUGUGGAGCGGUUCCAUGAGCCGGCCAAAGAUAUCGGCUUCAACGUGGCAGUGCUGCUGACCAACCUGUCCGAACACAUGCCGCACGACUCUCGACUCGCCACCUUCUUGGAUCUGGCAGAGAGCGUGCUCAGCUACUUUGAACCAUACCUGGGUCGUAUUGAGAUCAUGGGCAGUGCAAAGCGUAUCGAGAGGGUUUACUUUGAGAUCAGCGAGUCGAGCCGCGAACAGUGGGAGAAGCCGCAGGUCAAAGAGUCCAAGCGUCAGUUCAUCUUUGAUGUGGUCAAUGAAGGCGGAGAGAGCGAGAAGAUGGAAAUGUUUGUGAAUUUCUGUGAGGACACCAUCUUUGAGAUGCAGCUGGCUUCACAGAUCUCUGAGCCUGACAUGGUUGAACAGCCUGAGGAGGAGGAAGAGGAGGACGGACACAGCAUCCUGGACGAGCUGGCUGGAGAGGAAGGAGGCGCCUUAGAGUCGGCCUCAGCCUUCACCACUGCGUGUUGCUCAGUCAAGAAGAAGGUUGCGCAUGUUCGACACAUUUUAUCUAUUAAAAACAUACGCAAGCAGUUCAAGAAGGUCAAGAAACUGAGCAUCAGGGAGAUUAUCACAGGCUUCUUCUCCUUCUUCUGGAUGCUCUUUACCGGCUUCUUUAAGGGAAUCUACGGCCUCAUCUUUGGUUUCUUCCACGUCAUUUGGUCCUCCAUGUUUGGCGGUGGCCUGGUAGAGGGCGCCAAGAACAUGAAGGUCACAGACAUCCUUGGAAACAUGCCUGACCCGACCCAAUUUGGUAUCCAUGGAGAUGUGAUAGAAGGAGAAAAAUUGGAGGCCAUAGAGUCAACAGGAAACUUGGAUAUAGCCAUGGCACCAGCAGGGGACAUAGCAGAGGUGGACUUGAUGUUGGAGAUGCUGACGAUGCCUAAAAAGGAAGGAGGGAAACAUGUGGAACCCGGCCUGGGCGAUGUUUCAGAGCUGUGUGCAGAAACGUCAACUGCUGAUCACAAAAAGAAAGCUGCUUCCAAGCCUGUUGAAACCCCCGAGAGUGAACCAGAAAAAGCAGACACAGAGAACCAAGAGAAGGAGGAUAAACCAAAGGAGGAGGAGGCCAAGGAACCAGUGACGGAGGAGAAGCCCAAGACCAGAUCGAGCCAGCCUAAAGAGGCGGCACCUGCCUUCAUGUCCAGUAUCUUUGCUGUUCUGGACAUCUACCUGACAAAGACGCUGAACUACCUGGCUCGUAACUUCUACAACAUGCGCUUCCUGGCUCUGUUUGUGUGUUUUGCCAUCAAUUUCAUUCUGCUCUUCUACAAGGUCACUGGAGAAGCAGAUGAAGAAAUCGACGAUGAAAACAGCUGGGGUGAGGACGAAGAGGAGGCUGAUGAGAACACGCUUUUUGACAUGGAUGAGUUUGUGCUUCAGGAGAGCACCGGCUACAUGUUACCCACGCUGCGCUUCUUAGCUGUUUUCCACACUGUCAUCUCGCUGCUCUGUGUGCUUGGGUACUACUGUCUGAAGGUUCCCUUGGUGGUGUUCAAGAGGGAGAAGGAGAUUGCCAGGAAGCUUGAAUUUGAUGGUCUGUACAUUACUGAGCAGCCGUCUGACGAUGACAUUAAAGGACAGUGGGAUCGACUCGUCAUCAACACCCCGUCUUUCCCCAGCAACUACUGGGACAAGUUUAUCAAGCGCAAGGUGAUCAACAAAUACGGUGAUCUGUAUGGAGCCGAACGCAUUGCUGAGCUCUUGGGCCUGGAUAAGAGCGCUCUCGACUUUGACCCCACAGUGGAGACUGUUGAGAAGGAAGCCUCACUGCUCUCCUGGCUGAGCUCCAUUGACACAAAGUACCACAUCUGGAAACUGGGCGUGGUUUUGACUGACAAUUCCUUCCUGUAUCUGAUCUGGUACACCACUAUGUCCAUUUUUGGACACUUCAACAACUUCUUCUUUGCUGCUCAUUUGCUGGACAUCGCCAUGGGCUUCAAGACCCUUCGCACGAUCCUGUCUUCUGUCACUCACAACGGGAAGCAGCUUGUGCUGACUGUGGGUCUGCUGGCUGUGGUCGUCUAUCUCUACACUGUGGUGGCCUUCAACUUCUUCAGGAAGUUCUACAAUAAGAGUGAGGAUGAAGACGAGCCUGACAUGAAGUGCGACGAUAUGAUGACGUGCUAUCUGUUCCACAUGUAUGUCGGUGUGAGAGCUGGAGGAGGUAUUGGAGACGAGCUGGAGGACCCGGCUGGAGACCCCUAUGAGCUCUACCGCAUCCUGUUUGACAUCACCUUCUUCUUCUUUGUCAUCGUCAUCCUGCUGGCCAUCAUUCAGGGUUUGAUCAUCGAUGCCUUUGGUGAGCUGAGAGACCAGCAGGAGCAGGUGAAGGAGGACAUGGAGACCAAAUGCUUCAUCUGCGGAAUAGGCAACGACUACUUUGACCGGACGCCUCAUGGGUUUGAAACCCACACCUUACAAGAGCACAACCUAGCAAACUACCUGUUCUUCCUGAUGUACCUGAUUAACAAGGAUGAGACUGAACACACGGGCCAGGAAUCUUACGUGUGGAAGAUGUACCAGGAGAGAUGCUGGGACUUCUUCCCUACUGGAGACUGUUUCCGUAAGCAAUAUGAGGACCAGCUGGGUUAGAGGGGGUGGGGUCCCCACCGAACACCCCUCUCUUUUUUCAGUCUAUCUGAAAAAGACAAUGAACUCGACUUCACCCUGUUAACAGAACCUGAACACUCGCUGGACUUCCUCUGCUGCCAUGCUGUCAAAAAAUGUGAAGAAAAAAAACCAAAAACAUUAAUUUAUGAAUUCAAAUACACGUAAAAGAUCAUUUAAAGAAAAUUAUUUUAAGACUUAAGACUGAUGAGUGGACGUUUGUGCAUCCAAGUCCUCUUCCUCUUUGUUACCGAAAACAGUCACUUGCCACGACGCCUCUGUUAUGCAAAUUCUUCUUUUGAUUCUGAUUCACAUUGCCUUUUCACUUGCUUAACCCCAACCUGUUGCACAGUUUGUUGUGUGUAGACAUUUGAUAUACACGUGGAGGGUUACAGCAUGACGACUGAAUGUCUGAACAUGCACAUUUUCUAGUUUAACGCCAGGAUGUUAGUGUCACGUGCCAAACCAGCUGAAUGGACGUGAGCUGCUAGUACUGAUCCAGUUAACAUCCGAUGAAACGAGUGAGACCUGAUCUGCCUUUCAACGCUGGUUCAAAUCUGUCUGAUGAAACGAAGAUGGUUCUUCCAGGACCAGAGACGAAUCACUUUUAGGUGUUUAUCAAGAGCCAACGUGCCUUAAGAGAAACUAUGCAAAAGAAAAAAAAAACUACAAAAAAAAAAUCAUUUUUGUCCCUCCUGACACACAAGCAGUGCUCUAGUUCUGGAUUAGUUACAAGCAAAUUUAGCUCAAGCUAGUUUUGUGGCUUUUAAAUAAAUAAAAAAAAGAGAGAAACAUUUGUUGUAUAAAAUCUAGAUGACCCUUGUGUAAAUGUUGCUUAGUUUGGUUUUGUUCCUAAGCUGUGGUGUCCUGCCCGCCUUCACUUCUGUCCACAGUAGAAAAAAAAAAACACACAAUAAGAGGAAAAUGAAAAAACAAACCUUGGUUCAGGGAUUUAUUGACAACAAGAUGGUUAACUGCUGUUGUAUGGCCAUUUGUAUGUAUGUAGUAGCUUUGGUAAACUGCAUUUCUUUUAAUGAGGGGGAGGAAAUGAAUAAAUUAAUUGACGCAAUAAACCAAA
Molecule: messenger RNA, 15733 nt
Organism: Toxotes jaculatrix (banded archerfish)
Lineage: Eukaryota; Metazoa; Chordata; Actinopteri; Toxotidae
Gene: ryr3
Product: ryanodine receptor 3
Exons: 107
Coding region: 70-14640 (4856 amino acids)
Biological process (GO): intracellular calcium ion homeostasis; calcium ion transmembrane transport
Cellular component (GO): smooth endoplasmic reticulum; Z disc; calcium channel complex
Molecular function (GO): protein binding; calcium ion binding; ryanodine-sensitive calcium-release channel activity
Source: RefSeq, a predicted model, not a curated record